Chelonia mydas (Green sea turtle) is the source of this 6193-nucleotide messenger RNA. It is a transcript of the gene HMGCS1, whose product is annotated as 3-hydroxy-3-methylglutaryl-CoA synthase 1. Gene Ontology annotation, molecular function: hydroxymethylglutaryl-CoA synthase activity. NCBI's taxonomy places the organism in Eukaryota, Metazoa, Chordata, Testudines, Cheloniidae. Bases 442 to 2037 code for a protein of 531 amino acids. The transcript is spliced from 10 exons. The record is from RefSeq and is a predicted model, not a curated record. Gene Ontology annotation, biological process: acetyl-CoA metabolic process. Gene Ontology annotation, cellular component: cytosol.
AUCCACGUCUGGUGUGCCGCACCCACCCCUGCGGCGGCUGCUAUUGUCUCCCUCUAGUCCCAGGACCCCGAACAAAGGGAAGGGUGCCGGGCAGGGCUGGGGCUUGUCUGUCUUCUCGCCCACACGGCCCUGCCCGUGCCCGCUCCCAGCGCAGCGCUGCAGCACGGCGCGCGCCUGGCUCCGGCACUCACAGCCCCUCACCCACAAGACAGAGCAGGGGCUAUGCUCUCCGCGCGCCCGCCGGGCAGGACGGCGUCUACACUGCAGCAAAAACUGGCGCUACGUCACAGCACCAAGAGGGGGGAAUAACCAGCUGGGGGCGGCCGCGUGGGUUGCGGCAACAGCGUGCGUGCGCGCGCAUUUGGGUGACACGCAGAGGGACGAUAGUAUGCGCGCCUGCGCACUCGGGUCCGCCCGCCCGGUGCGUUCUGGGGGCCGGCUAUGGGAUUCCGUAACGUCUCUACAACAAUGCCUGGGUCUCUUCCUGUGAAUGCUGAAGCCUGUUGGCCAAAAGAUGUGGGAAUUGUUGCCCUGGAGAUCUAUUUUCCUUCUCAGUAUGUUGACCAGACAGAAUUGGAAACAUUUGAUGGUGUGGAUGCUGGGAAGUACACCAUUGGCUUGGGUCAAUCGAAGAUGGGAUUCUGCUCAGAUAGAGAGGAUAUCAACUCACUCUGCUUGACUGUGGUACAGAAGCUUAUGGAGAGGAACAGUCUCUCCUAUGAUUGCAUUGGGAGAUUAGAAGUUGGAACAGAGACAAUCAUUGACAAGUCAAAAUCUGUAAAGACUGUCCUGAUGCAGCUCUUUGAGGAUUCUGGUAAUACAGAUGUAGAAGGGAUUGACACAACAAAUGCAUGCUAUGGAGGCACUGCUGCUAUCUUUAAUGCUGUUAACUGGGUUGAGUCCAGUUCUUGGGAUGGUCGUUAUGCGCUUGUUGUUGCUGGAGACAUAGCUGUGUAUGCCACUGGAAACGCCAGGCCAACCGGUGGAGCUGGUGCUGUUGCUAUGUUAAUUGGUCCAAAUGCUCCUUUAAUUUUUGAGAGAGGACUGCGUGGGACCCAUAUGCAACAUGCCUAUGACUUUUAUAAGCCAGAUAUGGUAUCUGAAUAUCCUGUAGUUGAUGGUAAACUAUCUAUUCAGUGCUACCUCAGUGCAUUAGAUCGCUGCUAUUUUGUCUACCGCAACAAAAUCCGUGCUCAGUGGCAAAAAGAAGGAAGUGACAGAGAGUUUACCUUGAAUGACUUUGGCUUCAUGAUCUUCCAUUCUCCAUACUGUAAACUUGUACAGAAAUCUGUGGCUCGACUGUUGUUGAAUGACUUUCUUAGUGACCAGAACUCUAAAACAGAAAAUGGUAUCUAUAGUGGCUUGGAAGCUUUUAGGGAUGUAAAACUGGAGGAUACCUACUUUGACAGAGAUGUGGAGAAGGCCUUUAUGAAAGCUAGUGCUGAACUCUUUAAUCAGAAAACCAAAGCUUCUUUACUUGUAUCCAAUCAAAAUGGAAACAUGUACACCCCUUCAGUCUAUGGCUGCCUUGCUUCUCUUCUAGCACAGUACUCCCCACAGCAGCUAGCAGGACAAAGAAUUGGUGUGUUCUCCUAUGGCUCUGGUUUUGCUGCUACACUCUACUCCAUUAGAGUUACACAGGAUGCCACACCAGGUUCUUCUCUGGAUAAAAUAACUGCUAGCCUGUCUGAUCUGAAAACAAGACUUGACUCAAGAAAGUGUAUUGCACCGGAUGUCUUUGCUGAAAACAUGAAGAUUAGACAGGAAACGCAUCACUUGGCCAACUACAUUCCGCAGUGUUCAGUGAAUGAUCUCUUUGAGGGAACGUGGUACCUAAUGCGAGUGGAUGAAAAACACAGAAGAACUUAUGCUCGACGUCCAGUGCUGGGUGAUGGGCCUUUGGAAGCAGGAGCUGAUAUUGUCCAUUCAAGCAUAGUUCAUGAGCUUAUCCCAAGCCCUGCUAAGAAAGUGCCAAGAAUCCCUGCAACAAAAGAAUCUGAAGCUGUUGCUGUCUCUGUUGCCAAUGGAGAGCAUUAAUAUACCUCUGUGAGGUGCGAAAUUAAUCAAAAUGGGUGUGUGGUGGGAAAGGAAAAGGGAUUAAAUAUUAUCUAAGGUUCACUGUACAGAAAUACUCUAAUUGGAGCAUGGAAAACUGUUUAAACUCUUUGAGAGGCUUUGUUUAAUGUGGUAUCGUAACACUAAAGCAUGAAUGUAUUGGAAAAGAAAAAGGCAAAGGUUCUGUGGGCUUUCAUAACUCUGGAUGUUCGUGUUGUUUUAAAAAAGGGUUCAGGAAUGGGUGUACCAAUUAUAAGAUCUUGGUAACUGGACACAGAAAAACAGGAAUUUUGCUUGACUUCCCAAAAUUUUUAGUGAAACCUUCUAAAAUAGGCUGUAAAAUUUUUUUAAAGGGGGUGGGGGGAGGUGCAGAGGAGGGAGCAACGGGUUCCCUCCUCUCCUCAAAAACUGACCAAAAGCCAUUUUCUCUCUUUCAAUUUCUGAAGUCACUUUGGUUUUUAAUGUUGGGGUCCCCAGUGCCUUGACAAUAAGUAGUCAGUUUUCUAAAUACAAUAUACCCCUUUCUUUCCCUGCUUAAAAAAAUAAGUUAGGAAUAGGUAUUAAGUGAUCAAAAAUCUGUGACCACUAGAUAGGUUUGGUCUCAGUCUAACUCCCAGUGUCUAUAUCGCAUCACUUUUAUCCACAUCCUUAAAGCCCACCACUAUACUGUUUUGGCAACAUUAGCAGAGGCCAAGGACUGAAUGAAGUUGGAUUGUCCUUCCACUGAGCAGUUCUUGGCAGGGCAGUGGGAAGAAAGCUAUAUCUGUCAAAUAAAGGGUUUAGUUCCCUAAUUCUUUCAAUCUGGCACCUUUUAAAAGGCCUUUAGGUUUAAUACUCUUUUUUAUUUUUUUUUUUGUCAGAGUGAUCAGAGAGCAGACUUCUAGUCCUCAGUUUCCAAAUACUAUGGGGAGCUUAUCAAACUGACAGCCCACAAAGGGAAAAGAUAUAAUAGUUUGUCCUUGACUCCUAGCUCUUGCUUUUACUGUAUUUUUCUUCAUGACAAUUUUUAACUCUGAACUCAUGAUUGGCUUCAUGUUUCACACUCCCCUUGUACUUCUAUAAGAAGACUGUUGCAGGAAAACACAAAAACCUUUUUCCAUCCUUCCGGUCUGAAAGCUGUUCAUCAGGCAAGGAUUAAAUGCCCAAAACUAGUGGGCAGACCAUUCUGAGAUAUUAAGAGCCUUGCUAACUUGUAAAAUAUAUUUAAAUUGUUCUAAUGUACAGGACUGAGUCUCUUGUUUAAUUUUAUUUUACUGUCCACUUCAAAACUUAAUUGUCUAAUAUAAACUUGCAGAAAUGACAUGUUGCAAAAUGCAGAUUUUUGUGUAACGUAGUGUUUGUAUAAUACACCAUAUGUCAUUCACUAGGAUUUGGUAACUUUUUCUUUUUUGUUGUACAUGUACAGUCAACUUUCUAAAAUUUCAUUUAAUAUGAACUGAUGUGGACAAAUGGUCUAAGUGCUUUUACAGAAAGUGAUGGAGAAAUGAGGCAUGAAGAUACUUUGCAAGUGUUUGGGUUUUUAGUUUCAUAAGAGCAACUUAAUUUGUCACCGGAAGACAAAUUUAUCACAGAAUAAAGUCCAUUGCUGGCAACGGACAGGCCAAGAACUACUGGCACAAAAAAAUUAACUUGCCAUCCUCACUAACACUGAAGCAGAUGCUUUUGUAAAUAAAGUUUCAGAGAUAUUUGAAACCGGUGUUGGUGUAGUGCUGAACUGAUGUGGACUACAUCUCUUAAAUGGAUUAGGACAAAUCUAAUGACCCAGCAAACACUGGAGAGUAUACAGGUUACUGAUCAGGGAACCCAGGCUACGCAGGUGUUCUGGUGUAAAUGCUUCCCUUUUCUGUUGUAUAGUGGAAUAUUAAGAGGAAAAUUAAUCAGACUGUCUAGCUGACACUCUAACCUACAAAUAUUUAGAAUCAUGUUUUAGGACUGUUUAUUUCAAUAUUAUGUACAGCCUGUUCUUUAAACCCAAACCAUUUCUAAUGCAGCUGUAGUCUGCAACAAUUCUAUUCCCAUCCCCUUUCCUUCAAUAUUUUGAAAGACUUGAUAGCUUAAUUUUUCUUGAGUGUCCUCUUGCUCUGCACCCAUCUAUGACUACGAUGCAGUCAGUUUCCCGUUACUUUUCCUAGCUCCUCUUUACUACAUAAAAGCAAAUGAAGGAAUAUUGAACCACCCCUCUUCAUUUUUAAUGUAUGAAAAGAGCUAUUUAAAACCCUACCAGGCCAGUGUAAAGAUGGAAAAGCUGCAUUUGAACUUAAGUUCUGGUUGUCUGUUAGUAAUACAAACUGAAGCUGUGCAACUUCAAUUUUUCCUUGGCCUAACAGGGGCUUACCUCUAGCUGUCAAAGUAGCCAUUUUAACUGUGCCAGCUCAUAGUGGUAUAACUAUUGGGGAAACAGUCUUACAGUUUGUAUUUAAGUUGAUAGUAGGGGGGAGCGGAGCCCAGAACUUCCGACUUAAGUGGAAGUAGGGGUAUCUUUGUCUCCUACCUUACACACAAGGAUUGCAUAGGGCAACUGUCUCUUAAAAGGGUACAUAGCAAUGUGAAUAAAGCAAGGAGACCACUAUUACAAGAGACUAGAAUAUAAAAAAAAAACCCAAAUCAAACAACCAGCCAACCGCUGUCCCACUCUUGUGUAUGGUUUGUGGUAUUUGGUGGUUGAUUUUUGAUACUAGUGACCAUUAAAAGUAAAACAAAAACAAACUGUUUCAGCUUUCGGUGCUGAUCUUUACUGCUGAAGCACUGCAUUGUGGUAUGUUUCCUUAAUGCCCUAUUCAAGGACAUUUAAUGUUGAAUCUAUAAGUGAAGCUAAAGCCAGAUAAACUUGGAGUCUGGUCCUGUUAGCAAUAGCCCAUGGCCUUCAUUUGGAGCAGGACUGGGUGCUGUAGUUCUGCAUUCUUGAUACCUCGUCUCCUUACUCAUGGUCUUAUUAAUAAGUAUGUCACAGAGGUAGCAGAAGUCACAGAGUCCAUGACUUUCUCCAAUCUCCGUGACAUUGGGGCCCUGCAGCAGCGCAGCCACUGCUGCCAGCGGGGGGACGCUCUCGCCCAGCCGCAGCGGAGGACCUCCCUCAACUCCCAGCCGCCCCCUGACCGUCCCCAAGCUCCUAGCCGCUGGGCAGGGGUGAGGGGCCACAGCUCCCUGCCACUACAUGCAGCGGGGCAGAGUGGUGGACCCUCCUGCCUCCCCAUUUUGUCAGGGAUGUUUUUAGUAAAAGUCUAGGACGGGUCACGGCUUCUGUGAAUUUUUGUUCAUUGCCCAUGACCUGUCCAUGACUUCUUUACUAAAAAUGUCCAUGACAAAAUCGUAGCCUUACUUAUUAAUUCACACAAGGAUCAAACCAUACUAAGGCCAGUAGAUGGCAGCAUAGCUGUCAGUACCCAGGAGUAGCAGCAUUUCUCACAGUGGUACUAAAAUAAAGGUGCAAAAUGUUUGAUUUGAGUUAGUGGAGCAGCAUGUUAGGGUUUGACUUUAUAUAUAGGAUAACUUGUGAUACAUUACAGCAAGAAAUACCUAGACAAACCAGAAGCAAUUUUCUGGAUUUUUCAAAAGCUGAUCCUGGACUAAUGAUGAGAAAGGGAAAAAAAGGUUAGAGCCUCUUUAUCUGUCAAGGUGGAAUAGCUAAAAAUGAAGUGCUAACAUUUAAUACCUCAUAUAUGCCUGUUAGUCUUAGCUUAAGUAAAUAGUUAUAGAUUCCUUGUAAAUAAAUAUUCACAGCUGUUCAGGAAUCAGUCUUUUUAAAUAACCAGAUUUUGUCCAUUGCAAAUUGGCAGUCAUUUAGAUUCCUGUACUGUUGUGACUUAACAUCAGGCUAAUAAAGUAAUAUUUCUGCAAGUGGCCACAUAUUAUAAAUAGCUGUCCUAAAAGAUCAGCCCAACUAUAUUGAGUAAUUCUACUCAAUUAUUAAAAAACAUCCAUUCAACAACUUGUAUUUGUUAAUCAAUUAAUAUAUCUUCCAUUUUACAUGUGAGGUCUGUGGGCCAAAGUGCAAACACAAGCAAGUCUGUUUGAGCACACCAGUCCUCUGGAUGAACUAAUACAUUUUGAGAUUUAAGGCAGUUUUGGUUUAUUUAAAAAUUACAAAAAUGUAACAUCAAAGUUUACUGUGAAAUGAAUAAAACCCCUUGUUAAAGUA